AUGGACGACAAGGCCGCCGUGGCCGUCGCCCUGAACAAGCGGGAUGCGCGAAACCCAAGCAAGCCGCAGUAUGACGAGGUGAUCCUAGUGAUGACGGGAGCCGCGGACAGGGACAACAUCGCCGAAGGCAUGAGGCAGUAUCUCCAGCGUGCCGAGAGGCACCAGCCCGCCCUGUCGUCCGAUUGGAAGAACCGUGUCAGCUGGUUCCAGACGCGAGGCAACGUCAUGGGCAAGGUGGUGGCGCACGAGCGGUGGUACAAGGACCUCAGGCCCUCGCAGCACCUCCCCGUGGCGACGGGACAGUCCCUGGCCGCCGCCGUCGCUCGCGUCCAUCGGUCGGCCAGCGUCGACAUGUUCCAGCUCGCGCCGUGCGAGGACAGGGACGUCUACGACUUUAUCAACGCGGUGCCCAACAUCAACAUCUACCACCUCUUCUUCGGCUACAACUCCCGCCAGGGUUCGGCCUCGUCCGGCAUGAGCAGCUCGGCCAGCCGGGCCCUCGCGCAGAGGCAGUCGCAGUUCCACGCCACGCUCCAGCAGCGGCUCCAGGCCAGGCACGGCGCCGACGCCCGCGUCAUCUUUACGCAGAACGUGCCCACGUUCAACGACCCGCGCGCCGGCUCGCAGGAGCUGGGCUGGUGCCAACGCUACUUCCCGGAGCAGGACACCACCAUGUCGCUUUCGGACCCCUUCUGGACCAGCCUGAUUCGCGAGGCCAACCCCUAUGCCGAUAGGUCCGUCCGGCUGACGUCGAUCCCCGACAACGAGGACACCUUUCUUCAACAGGUCGUCGGUGCACGCAUGUACCAAAACAGUCUGCGUGGAAAGAUCUACGCCAUGCUGUACAGUGCCGCGCAAAGCAGCCAGUUUGCAAGCAACAACCCGAGGUCGCAACAUCGUGUGUCCAAGAUCCUGGUCCCCGAGUUCCAAGGCAGCCCCGACCCCACCCUGGAGCUGGGAGACGCAAACCACAUCACAGCGGUGCUUGGUUACCUCGAUCAAGAACAGUACGGCGGAAGCGGAGCGGGCAGGCUUGUCCCCGCCGCGUGCGACACGAGCGGAACGGAUCCUUCGCAGCCCCCGGCCGUUACUACUACGUCUAGGUCCAGGGGCGAAGGCUGGGUUUUGACGAACUGCGACAUUCGGCAGAUCCGCAACAAGAUUGAAAACAUUCUUCGUCGUAGCGCGUAA
This is a messenger RNA of Pyricularia oryzae 70-15, 1191 nucleotides long. RefSeq lists its product as uncharacterized. The transcript has 2 exons. NCBI's taxonomy places the organism in Eukaryota, Fungi, Ascomycota, Sordariomycetes, Magnaporthales, Pyriculariaceae. The record is from RefSeq and is a predicted model, not a curated record. The coding region runs from base 1 to 1191 and encodes 396 amino acids.